GACAACGAAGAGCCCGACCUCAGAGGAUGCAUCGACGGGCUUCAACGUCUGCCCCUCCGCUCAGCGGCAGAGCUGAGAGAGAUGAACCACGUGGCCGCUGACUUCUACCUCGUGCCAGGCAGCGCUUGGGCGUUUCGGAAGUCGAUGGCAGCGGGCCGCCGCUGCGGGGACCUAGUCAAGGAGAGAGGCAAGGGGCGCCUGCUCGGACCACCAGGCAUCCACGCGGGGCUGGCGCUCAUGGAGGGCAUCCAAGAGAUAGUGUUGCCGAACGACUUCCUGAUGCUGGUGGACGACAACAACGUCUACAGUCAAGCCACGGUCGCGGGGGCGAUCGAGAUGUGCAAGGUCAGCGAGAGCAGCGAGGCCCGCAACAAGAAUAACAGGAACCCGAACGAGGACGAGCUGCAGCCCUGGGAGGAGGGAUCGGGCAACAUUCAGAUCGGCAUCAACGAGACCCCCAACUUUAGAGCAGCGCCCCCGAAGGACACGAACGAGGAGACCAUGGCGAAGCUGGACAAGCUCUCGGGCGACGACCUGAAGGGG
Molecule: messenger RNA, 543 nt
Organism: Prorocentrum cordatum
Lineage: Eukaryota; Dinophyceae; Prorocentrales; Prorocentraceae
Source: the annotation of a GenBank genome assembly